AUGUACCGAAUGUGUAGUGUAGUGACGGCGGCUGCGGACGCGCUGCGCGAGCACACGCUGCGCGCGCGCAACGACUUCGCGCAGGCGCUGCGCGUCCACGCGCUGCACGUGCCGCCCGAGCUCGCCGAACACUUCCACGUGGAGGCGCACACGCCGCUGACGCUGCGCGCGGGCGCGGCGGGCGCGCUGCUGCGCCUGCGCCUGCGCGCGCGGCCGCCCGCCGCGCUGGCGCUGGCCGCGGCGCUGCGCGUGCACACCGACCUGGCGCACUACGACCUGCCCGUGCGCCUCUACAGCGGGAAACUCAUAUUUGAGUGGGACUGGGUGAACGCCACGUCGGAGUCGCUGGAGCUGGGCACGGUGGGCACGUCGUGGACGCGGCGCGUGGGCGUGCGCCUGCGCAACCCCGCGCCCGCGCCGCUGUGCCUGGCCGCGCUGGGCGCCGCGCUGCCGGGCGCCGCCGCCACGCUCACGCUGGCGCCGCCGCGCGACUGCGUGGCGCCCGGCGCCUGGGCGCAGGCCUGGCUGGCCGUGGUGGCGCCGGCGCGCGAGGCCGCGCUGCGCGGCGCCGCCUUCGCCAACACCACGCUGGCGGGCGCCGUGGCCGCGCUGGCGCUGCGCGUGCGCGCCGGCCACGUGCGCGCGCGCGCGCUGCGCCUGCCGCCCGCCGCGCCGGUACGA
Brenthis ino (lesser marbled fritillary) is the source of this 681-nucleotide messenger RNA. Lineage: Eukaryota; Metazoa; Arthropoda; Insecta; Lepidoptera; Nymphalidae. The record is from the annotation of a GenBank genome assembly.